This is a messenger RNA of Staurois parvus, 754 nucleotides long. NCBI's taxonomy places the organism in Eukaryota, Metazoa, Chordata, Amphibia, Anura, Ranidae. The record is from the annotation of a GenBank genome assembly.
AUGAUGGCUGUCCUCCUGAUCCUGCUAGCUCCUCUGCUCUUCAGUAGUGGCCUCGCAGCACCUCGCUCUGGGGACAGGUUGGACGUGCAGGAAAAUGUCCUCAACCCGUUCACGCCGGGGGUCCGACCAGCUCAGUCUUCUACAGGGAUAUCUGCAAGAUGAAGACCCUAUGGAAGAAAACACUUCUGACAUGAAGAGAGAAACUGUCAUCUUACACCUCUUUGUCCUCCAUGACUUUGAUAAGAGUGGACUUCUGGAUGGGCUGGAGCUCAUGCGUCUUCUUCGCAGAAUCCUGGCUAAAAGUCUUCAGAGGGAACCUUCAGAAGAUUUGGUCAUUUCUCUGGUAGAUGACAUUUUGGUGAAACAAGACCUCAACCAGGAUGGUCUACUUAGCGCCCAGGAACUUGUCACAACGCCAAUCUCUAAAGCCGAGGACUCACCAACUGUUAAUAUGGCCAUCCCCAUCCCUCCGGGGGCCCACCCUGGAGCCUCAGAGGAUAAGGAUCAUAUACAGACUAACACUACCAAUGCGUCAGAAGCUGCUGAUCAGGAGGAAAUAUCCAAGGACAAUAUAAAAGAGCAGACCCAUGAGCCUGCCCUGUCCCAAGAAGAAGCAGAGGAGCCUGCUGUGAUCGAUCAUGAAGCUGCAUCAGUAGAGAGAACCAAUGAGAGUGAAGAAGUGGAGGAGCCAACGGAAGUGGAUGGAGAGAAACAAUUCAACCAGGACAAGGCUGUAUCUGAGGAUGAGAUGUAA